Messenger RNA from Dicrocoelium dendriticum, 201 nucleotides. NCBI's taxonomy places the organism in Eukaryota, Metazoa, Platyhelminthes, Trematoda, Plagiorchiida, Dicrocoeliidae. The record is from the annotation of a GenBank genome assembly.
AUGUCCAGUUCCAAGGACAAAAGUCAAAAAUCAAGUACGAAAUCCGGUAGCGCUAAUUCCCAGUCUCACAAAAUUGGAAAAUUGCUGCACCGUUCUGCAUCCUCCUCGCAUUCCAAGAGUUCGGAAGAGAAGUGGUGUGAGUCCCUGUGGGUAAAAUAUGCAACUUUUAUGAAUUCUUCAGAUCAUAAUGCGAUUGAUUGA